UUAUCGCUACAAAAGGCUGAAAAAGACAAAGAGAAAGGUGAUUCGGCUCCAGCAAAGAAAGACGACAAGAAAGAAGAUAAGAAAGAAGUCAAGGAGGAGAAGGAAAAGAAGAGUGCUAAGAAGUCAUAAUUUUACGGAAUUAUCUGCUCGUAAUCUUAAAUUAUGA
Molecule: messenger RNA, 166 nt
Organism: Anisakis simplex (herring worm)
Lineage: Eukaryota; Metazoa; Nematoda; Chromadorea; Rhabditida; Anisakidae
Source: the annotation of a GenBank genome assembly